Messenger RNA from Pseudomassariella vexata, 1680 nucleotides. Its product is annotated as C2H2 type zinc finger-containing protein. NCBI's taxonomy places the organism in Eukaryota, Fungi, Ascomycota, Sordariomycetes, Amphisphaeriales, Pseudomassariaceae. Bases 1 to 1680 code for a protein of 559 amino acids. Gene Ontology annotation, molecular function: zinc ion binding; nucleic acid binding. The record is from RefSeq and is a predicted model, not a curated record. Gene Ontology annotation, cellular component: preribosome, large subunit precursor. Gene Ontology annotation, biological process: ribosomal large subunit biogenesis. The transcript has 2 exons.
AUGGCUACGAUUGUUGGAAACAGAACAACGGCUGCUAGCUUAGCAGCCAAACCUGGUACUGCUCCAUCGUCUCACCAAUAUACUUGCAACACCUGUCAGGUCGCAUUUCGAUUCGCGGACACUCAGAAGGGCCAUAUGAAGAGUGAUUGGCACCGAUAUAACCUCAAGCGCCGGGUUGCAUCCCUACCUCCGAUAUCUUCUGAAGUUUUUACUGAGAAGGUUGUCCAAGCCCGUGCUGCUACCACGGCCGAAGCGGACAAGGCCGGCUUCCAACAAAUCUGUAAUGUCUGCCAGCGCACCUACUUCAGCGAAAAUUCGUAUCAAAACCACAUUGGCAGUCAGAAGCACAAGGCCAAGGAGGCGGCAAUGCAGCGUAGAGGGCCUGCAAGCGUUCCGGAUGACGAAGCUAGCUCCGUCAUGAGCUCGACUUUUUCACUUGGUGAUCCCCUGCCUAGCGAGAAGGGCGAGGUCGACUCCGAUGCUGAGGAUGAAUUCAGCGAUGUUGUCGAGGGGCUCAAGAAAACAAAUUUGAGUGAUCGUCCCGUCGAGCGUUCCUCGCCGGUGAAGCGUCCCACAAACCCUCAACCUUCGGCAGAGGGCCAGUACAAACCGGACCAAACAGUAUCAGAGGCAUCGAGUGAAGCUGUUUCGACUUCCACGACUCCCGUCGCUGUUGUCACCCUCAAAUCGUGUCUAUUCUGCAACUACGAGUCACCGACUGUACCGUUGAGCGUCGUCCAUAUGGAGAGAAUUCAUGGCAUGUUCAUCCCCGAGAAGCAAUAUUUGGUCAACUUGGAUGGCUUGAUUGGCGCCUUGCAGCAACGCAUUCAAGAGCUCUACGAGUGUUUAUACUGUGGCAAGAUGAAAAACAAUGCAUUUGCCGUGCAAACUCACAUGCGUGACAAGGGACAUUGCAAAAUUCCCUACACUACGGAAUAUGAGCAACUGGAGAUUGGAGAGUUUUAUGACUUCCGAAGCACCUAUUCAGAUGAUGAGUCAGAUGACGAGGAGGAUGGUGGCGAGAACCAAAACGGAGGCGUCAAGCUGGGAGCUAGACGAGUGGCCACGACGGUCGGAGAUGCUGGUGAUGAGUUCACGGGCGAGGAAGAGGGAUGGGAGACUGACAGCUCGGCCUCAUCUUGUGACUCGGACGAUCUGACUUCCAUUCCGGUUGAUCAGCAUUAUCACCAGUAUGAACGCCUUGACAAACAUCCACACCACACGUCUCACGACCCUCGCCACCAUCAUCAGCUGGACGGAUGGCACUCACAUGCCCACAAACACCGUGCUAUAUUCUAUGAUGAUACUCAGCUACACCUGCCCUCUGGUCGCGCGGUUGGACAUCGUUCCUUGAAUAAAUAUUACCGUCAAAACCUGCACAGCCAUCCUUCGCCCGAAGAGCGUGCUGAGCGUCUGGCCAUUGCUGCUGGAUCGAGUCCAGAUGCCAUGGAGGUUGAUGGCGAUGGUAAUCAAGUCGCUGAACAUGAGGGUCGUGGGCGCACUCGAGCCAUUGUGAGCCGCCCCGACGGCUUGCAAGGCGUGACAGACGAGAAGAAGAAGGAGGUCCGACGCGCAGCUCAGAGAGCCCGGAAGGUGGAAAACAACGCCCAGAAGCGCAACCAAUGGAAGGUCAACAAGGAGCACAACCACCAGAAGUACUAUAAUUACCAAAUAUUGUGA